AUGUGGCUCCUCAAAAUCAGACAGGCUGGCGUCCACACCCCGGUAAUCGCCUCAGCCGCAGGGCUAAAACAGGUGAGGGUAUUUGUAGGUGCAUCCCCACACACGGCAACUUUGCUCCUCUCCCCCGUUCCCCUCUCUCCUUUCCUGGCCUUCCCCUCACUCCUCCUCCUUCUUCUUCUUCUUCUUCUUCUUCUUCUUCUUCUUCUUCUCCUCCUCCUCCCCCUCCUUCUCCUCCUCUCUUUUACACUCCCCUCUCUCCGCCCUUCUCCUCCACUCUUCCCCUCUCCCCCCUCCUACCUCCCUUUCUCCUCCCUCUCUACUCUCUAA
Messenger RNA from Spirometra erinaceieuropaei, 327 nucleotides. Lineage: Eukaryota; Metazoa; Platyhelminthes; Cestoda; Diphyllobothriidea; Diphyllobothriidae. The record is from the annotation of a GenBank genome assembly.